AUGGUGUCUGAUUUUUUUUACCCCAACAUUGGGGGCGUGGAGACCCAUCUGUACUGUCUCGCCCAGUGCCUAAUUGCCCGUGGCCACAAGGUAAUACUUGCUGAUGUUCAUUUUUUGAUUGUAAUCGUGACACAUGCAUAUGGGUCCAGGAUUGGGAUCAGAUACCUUCUAAACGGCCUGAAGACAUACUACUUGCCUGGUGCAAUUGUUUAUAACCAAUCUACGCUCCCAACAGUGUUUGCCUUCUUUCCAAGGCUUCGAGCAAUUUUUGUUCGCGAGCAGAUCAACAUUGUGCAUGGCCAUCAGGCAUUUUCCAACCUGUCUUAUGAGGCCAUACUGCAUGCCAAAACGAUGGGGCUCAAGACAUGUUUUACGGACCAUUCUCUGUUUGGAUUUGCAGACACCAGCUCGAUUUUAAUGAACAAGUGUCUAAAGUUUUCGCUUUCAGAUAUUGACCAUAUCAUUUGUGUGUCCAAUACCAGGUUUGAAUGGCUCGUUGACCGUAGCAAGGAGAACACGGUUCUUCGAGCCGCAUUGGAUCCACACAGGGUUUCUGUAAUUCCAAAUGCUAUCAUUCCAGAACAUCUGACGCCAGAUCCGCACGCAUCAGACCCAAAUUUUAUCACCAUUGUUAUUUUAUCUCGUCUUGUAUAUAGAAAGGGGAUGGACUUGCUGCUUGCAAUCAUCCCUAAGAUUUGCACCACCUUUCCAUAUGUGAAGUUUUUGAUCGCCGGAGAUGGGCCAAAGAAGAUUGAUUUGGAACAAAUGGUCGAGUGCCACUUUCUGCAUGGUAGAGUGCAGCUCCUGGGAUCUUUCAAGCACCACCAGGUGAGAGAGGUUUUGAUCCAAGGAAACAUCUUCUUAAAUACUUCGCUUACGGAGGCCUUUUGCAUUGCCAUUUUAGAAGCCGCCUCUUGCGGGCUUUUGGUGGUAUCGACAAAGGUUGGUGGAAUUCCAGAAGUUCUGCCCUCGCAUAUGAUCCACCUGUGCAAGCCAGAAGUUGACGAUUUGCUUUCAGAGCUCUCCAAAGCGAUAGCAAAGUUUAGGGAAAACGGCAACAAGCCGCCAUUUGAUAUGCUAAGCUUUCACCGGGAGAUAGCCAGAUGCUAUUCUUGGUCCAACGUUGCCAAAAGGACCGAGAUAGUCUAUAAUCGUUGCCUGUUAGAGAGCGUUUAUUCUACCACGCUUAUUGAGCGGCUCAGAAGGUUAGAUGAAUGCAAUUGUCCUUCACCACAGAUACUAUGGAUGCGGAAAGUGGUUCGGAAAGAUGCUUUGCCUCCUCAUUAUUUUGGACUACUUCCUUUUGCUUUUGCUAGAAUUCCUGAUGCCUGCAACGUCGAUGGAUCUGGUACCGGAGCAUCCUAA
Mitosporidium daphniae is the source of this 1365-nucleotide messenger RNA. RefSeq names its product class A phosphatidylinositol glycan. The coding region runs from base 1 to 1365 and encodes 454 amino acids. Gene Ontology annotation, cellular component: glycosylphosphatidylinositol-N-acetylglucosaminyltransferase (GPI-GnT) complex. The transcript has 7 exons. NCBI's taxonomy places the organism in Eukaryota, Fungi, Microsporidia. Gene Ontology annotation, biological process: GPI anchor biosynthetic process. Gene Ontology annotation, molecular function: phosphatidylinositol N-acetylglucosaminyltransferase activity. The record is from RefSeq and is a predicted model, not a curated record.